GGGUUUGGGAUGUGAUGCAAGGUGUCUUUGCUGACUGGAUCCAUGCUGAACUGAAGGUGAAGGAAAAUGCGCAUAUCAUCAUUAAUUUGGAUUCUGCACCUCAUGAAUCUUACGAAAGGCCUUGAUGACACAAGACGUAGCUCCUCCGUGAACAGACUGUGUCCGGCAGGUUGUGCGACGUGCUCGGCCCUGAACGGCUGUCUGUCCUGUAAACCUCGCCUCUUCUUCCACCUGGAGCUGGACGGGAUGCGGCAAAGGGGCACCUGUCUGUCCUCCUGUCCCCGGGGUCACUAUGGCACACGCUCUCCGCACAUCAGCACCUGCACCAGGUGCAAAGAAGACUGCGCUUCCUGUUUCAGCGAAAAUUUCUGCACACAUUGUCACCCGGGUCACUUCCUGUUCCGGGGCAAAUGUGAAAACAGCUGUCCAAAUGGGCUGACGCCAAACGCAGUGCUGCGAGAAUGCACAGAGUGCUCUCCAGGCUGUGAGGUGUGUGUGAGGAGGAACAUGUGUGUGAGGUGUAGAGCAGACCUGUACUUCCUCCACAGUCAGUGCCAUCUCACCUGCCCGACGGUGUUUGAGCCUGAUGUGCAGCUUAUGCAGUGCGUCCCCCGAGUGCACUGUGAGGUCGGGGGAUGGACAGCUUGGGGUCCAUGUGUUCGGAAAAAGAGAAAGGGGGCGUACAGGAGGGGACAGGAGACACGUAUCCGACAGGUUCUGCGGUCUCCAAGUGUCCACGGGAACCCCUGCCCACAUGUGUCAGAGGCCAGGAAGUGUGUCAUCAAAAAGAGGCCGAAGAGUCGACGUAGGUUGUAGUAGCUGGAACGAGAGUGCCUUAAAGGCUAUUUGUAGAUAUCGCAGAGACAUAC
Molecule: messenger RNA, 869 nt
Organism: Epinephelus moara (kelp grouper)
Lineage: Eukaryota; Metazoa; Chordata; Actinopteri; Perciformes; Serranidae
Product: R-spondin-3-like
Exons: 5
Coding region: 67-816 (249 amino acids)
Source: RefSeq, a predicted model, not a curated record